Molecule: messenger RNA, 2151 nt
Organism: Penicillium canariense
Lineage: Eukaryota; Fungi; Ascomycota; Eurotiomycetes; Eurotiales; Aspergillaceae
Exons: 3
Coding region: 1-2151 (716 amino acids)
Cellular component (GO): HDA1 complex
Source: RefSeq, a predicted model, not a curated record
AUGAUGGAGGACAAGCCAACACCAUCUUCUCUCGGGGACAUCGACGCUACAGUACCUACAUCUAUUCCAGAAACUAUAGCACCCCUCAGUGUGCGCUCUGACACAGAUUCUGUUUCGCACUCUCAUACCGCUAUUCACCAUGUUCAUUCCGACUCACUCCUUCAGCCGCAUUUAACCUCAGGCGGCCCAACGUCCAUGGAAACGAUCCAGCCCAGCGCGUUAACUUUCGAGGGCUCCGAUCAAGCUCCCCCAGGAUCAGUUCGCCUUGGGCCGUCUGAGUUCGCUGUGACUCUGCCCAUGGAUUCCCGAGUGAAAGAUGAUUAUGACCGCAUUUUGACGGACUCCGCUGCUAUUACAAGGGAGUUCCUCGAAAGCUUCUCCACUGCUGGCCAGUGCUCAGAUUUCAAGGCAGAGUAUCCUUUGUCCAAGAUAUAUGAAGUCAUAACGAAAUUGAACAAUGUGUCUACUCAUCCAGAUCUGAAUAUCACGCAGCAUUUGUCAUACGAGGACUCAACAAUUGCCCGGGAGGCCGAAUGGGCUGAAUAUUCGAGCGCCAAAUUCCGUUUUCUUGGAUGGUUAAUACGGGUGGGUGGCCAGCGCGACCUCCAUAUAGUUCUGGGGGUUCAAGGCGAGGAAAAACGGAAAGUUCUUGAACGUUACUUGCUUGGCAAAGGAUUUACCUAUACCAAGCCGCGCGAAGAGCUGGGGGCUAGCUUGGAAGUUUCCCUAGUGAAUGGAUCUCUAAGCUUCGCUAUCCAUUCGCACGAUAGUGUACUAGAGGCAUUCAAACCACCGUCCGCCAUUCUCGCUCUGGACACGGCAUACAACCUCGAGAGUCCUUCGGUACAACAUAUUCGAACGACUUACACUCGGAAUGGCGGCCUUCUCCCUGUCAUCCGGCUUCUCGUCUCCAAUGCAUGCGAACACAUUGAACGCUGUCUGCCUGACUUACCGGAGCCCGAACGCUUGCGUCUUCUCAUGCAAUACAUUGAUUUCUUCCAUGACGAAGUCGGUGAUCUCCAGGAAGAUGCGCUCAAUGUGUGCGAAGAUGCCGAGGAAAUUCUUGGAUUUUUCUCAGACAGCUUUGCCAGCUGGCCUCUCCCAACCAUUGAGCCUCUGCACUUUGCCUCUAUUGACGACUUAGAGUCGUCAACUCCUUCCUCCGAGGAGCCAAUACCGGGUACUCAGAAACGUUCACUGCACGAUGAAGAAGAGGAAGCUGAAGAUUACACCGUGAAACGUGCAAGGGUCGAAACCCAAGAUACCAGCCAAAUGACCCAAUCAACCAAGCCACCCAGUCAAACUUUGGACCGUGAUCUGCAAUCUCUGGAGAAGAGCCUCCUCCAGAUGAAAAGCAUACAUACGACGGAAAAGGAACAACUGCAGAAGGUACUAUCACAGACCCAGGCUCGCUUGCGAGAAUUCGAGACCGCCAUGGGUAUUUUGCAACAUCGCUACGAAAGCCGAACCAAAGAACUGCAUCUGACUCGCCAAGAACGUGAUCGUCUAGCGGAAAGCAAGACGUCCCUGGAACAACGCGUUGAGAAACUGAGAGAGGAAGUUCUCAAGCUGAAAGAAGAACGCUCACAGCUGAAGGAUACGCUCGAGCAAGCACGGCAGGAGCUCAAAUCUGCGGGAGGUUCUCUAGCUGAACUAGAGACAGCUCGUGAAGAAAUUCGCCGCCUGGCUAAGGAGAGUGCGAGUCUUGAACGCAAGGCAGAAUACGAGAAGAAUCAAGCAGAGUACACUCGAGAGCAGUACCAGACCGCGUCCACGGUGGCCGCACAGGCUGGGAAUGAGCUUCGUCAGGUUCGGGAUGAAAACGAGGCCUUGACUCGAAAGGUUCAGGGUAACGCCGUCCAGCUUCGGGAGAUGAAUAUCAAGAAUGACUCGAUUCGCCACUUCGCACGGAUCACCGAGCUGGAAUUGAUACUAGCAUCUCGAGAUGACCUGCUACGGAAGAAGGAAGAUGAGCUGCGGGAGAUCCGCAAGAACCGACCGUCGACUCGGUCGACAAGCACACAGCCCCGAAGUCCUAAGUGGGCUUCUGGUAGCCGUCCAACAAGCCCCGGUGUUGGCCACAAUGGUAAUGGUAAUGGCCUUGCCGGCCGGGGCAGUGCCCUGCGGUUCAGCUCAGAGAUGCCUUUCUAG